Messenger RNA from Nothobranchius furzeri (turquoise killifish), 9605 nucleotides. RefSeq names its product ephrin type-A receptor 5. Gene Ontology annotation, cellular component: dendrite; plasma membrane. The record is from RefSeq and is a predicted model, not a curated record. Gene Ontology annotation, biological process: ephrin receptor signaling pathway; axon guidance; protein phosphorylation. Lineage: Eukaryota; Metazoa; Chordata; Actinopteri; Cyprinodontiformes; Nothobranchiidae. Gene Ontology annotation, molecular function: transmembrane-ephrin receptor activity; ATP binding; protein binding.
CCUUCUCCAAACCGAAGACAGGAGCGCUCCUCAUUACCGUCCUCAGACCGCUGCAGAACAUGAGCCCCAUCCUCUGUCCACAGACCCAGAACGGCACAAAUGAUUGGAACACAUUUCCUCGUCUAAUGCUGUCCGACACCGCUGUAGUUUGAAAACAGCCCGUCACUGUUACGCGUGUCCCCCCUUUGGAUGCGCCAUGCAUUCUCUUUGGAGUUCUGGCGUUCGCCUGCUGGUUUGGACAUGGACUUGGAGUCUGGCGUUGCUUGGAGCGUGGAGCAUCCCCGUAAACGAAGUGAACCUGUUGGACUCUCGCUCUGUGAUGGGAGAUUUAGGAUGGGUUGCUUACCCUAAGAAUGGGUGGGAAGAGAUCGGCGAAGUAGACGAGGAUUAUGCCCCCAUUCACACCUACCAGGUGUGUCGUGUGAUGGAGCAGAACCAGAACAACUGGCUCCACACCAACUGGAUCCUGACUGAAGGUGCCCAGCGAGUGUAUAUUGAGCUCAAGUUCACUCUGAGAGACUGCAACAGCCUGCCUGGGGGAGUCGGGACCUGCAAGGAGACUUUUAACAUGUAUUACUACGAAACGGAUGGCGAUGACGAGGAAAUGGAAGAAGGCGAGAUGAGGGAUGGUGUUGGAAUAACAGAAGAAGAAGACAGAGCAAUGAAAGAGAGUAGAUAUAUCAAAGUCGACACCAUAGCAGCAGAUGAGAGCUUCACUGAACUGGACCUGGGGGACCGCGUGAUGAAACUCAACACCGAAGUCCGUGAUUUAGGUCCUCUGAGCCGGAAAGGCUUCUACUUGGCAUUCCAGGAUUUAGGAGCCUGCAUUGCAUUGGUUUCUGUGCGAGUCUUCUACAAACGUUGCCCCUUCUUGGUGAAAAGUCUGGCAGAGUUUCCUGACACCAUCCCGGGCUCAGAGGCAUCGCAGCUGGUGGAGGUGGUGGGCCACUGCAUCAACAACUCCAUGCCUUUAUAUGAGCCUCCCAGGAUGCACUGCAGUGCAGACGGGGAAUGGCUGGUGCCCAUUGGGAAGUGUGUUUGUAAGCCAGGAUUUGAGGAAAUGAGUGGAUAUUGUCAAGUGUGCAAAGUGGGGUUUUACCGCUCACAGCUGGAGUCUUCAGCAUGCAGUAAAUGUCCACCCCACAGUGUGGCCAGGCAGACGGGAGCCACUUCUUGCAGCUGUGAAGAUGAAUAUCAUAAGAUCGACUCUGACCCUCCCAACAUGGCCUGCACACGCCCUCCUUCUGCACCACGCAAUGCCAUUUCCAAUGUCAAUGAGACCAGUGUCUUUUUGGAGUGGUCCAUUCCCAUGGAGACAGGUGGCAGGAAGGAUGUGCGCUACAACAUCCUGUGCAGUCGAGUUUUACCGGAUGGUAGAGGGUUGGAAGAGUGCGGCCCCAACGUUCGUUUCCUUCCACGCCGAGUUGGCCUGUCUAACACUUCAGUGAUGGUAGCCGACCUGCAGUCACACACCAACUACAGCUUCCUGUUGGAGGCCGUCAACGGGGUGUCAGAGAUGGCCAAAGACUACACUAAACAAUAUGUGACGCUUAAUGUGACGACUAAUCAGGCAGCCCCGUCCCCCGUUAGUGUAGUGAGGAAAGGAUACACGGGAAAAAGCAGCAUCGGCCUUUCCUGGGCAGAACCUGAUCGCCCAAACGGCAUCAUUCUAGAGUAUGAGAUCAAAUAUUUUGAAAAGGAGCAGGACUCCAGUUAUACCAUCAUAAAGUCCAAGGAAACUGAAAUGGUUGUGGAAGGCUUGAAAGCCUCUUCUGUCUACAUCUUCCAGGUACGAGCCCGGACCUCAGCUGGCUACGGUGCCUUUAGUCGACGUUUUGAAUUCCAGACGAGCCCAUACUUGACUGCCACCAGUGAGCGUGCUCAGGCUUCGAUAAUAGCGGUGGCCAUCACAUUGGCGCUGGUUCUGCUGGCAGUGGUUGCUGGAUUCCUGCUCAGUGGACGGCGAUGUGGCUACAGCAAAGCUAAGCAGGAUCCUGAGGAGGAAAAGAUGCAUUUUCACAACGGUCACAUCAAAUUUCCUGGCGUCCGGACCUACAUUGACCCGCUUACCUAUGAGGAUCCUAACCAGGCAGUGCAUGAAUUUGCACAAGAAAUUGACGUUUCCUUCAUUUCGAUUGAAAGGAUCAUUGGUGCUGGGGAGUUUGGUGAGGUCUGCUGUGGACCCCUAAGGCUUCCUGGGAAAAGGGAAAUCCAAGUUGCCAUCAAGACCUUGAAAGCAGGCUACACAGAGCAGCAGAGACGAGACUUCCUGUGGGAGGCAUCAAUCAUGGGCCAGUUUAACCAUCCAAACAUCAUCCGUCUGGAGGGAGUGGUCACCAAGAGCAAGCCUGUGAUGAUCAUUACUGAAUACAUGGAGAAUGGAUCACUGGACACCUUCCUCAAGAAAAAUGAUGGCCAGUUUACAGUAAUCCAGCUGGUUGGUAUGCUGCGGGGCAUUGCAUCUGGCAUGAGAUACCUGUCGGACAUGGGCUACGUCCACCGUGAUCUUGCAGCACGGAAUAUCCUUGUCAACAGUAACCUUGUGUGUAAAGUGUCUGAUUUCGGUCUCUCUCGAGUUUUGGAAGAUGAUGCAGAGGCUGCAUAUACCACAAGGGGUGGUAAGAUUCCUAUUCGCUGGACAGCUCCUGAGGCAAUUGCGUACAGGAAGUUCACUUCAGCUAGCGAUGUGUGGAGUUACGGGAUUGUUAUGUGGGAAGUGAUGUCGUAUGGAGAGAGACCCUACUGGGAGAUGUCAAAUCAAGAUGUAAUCAAAGCAGUGGAGGAGAACUACAGGUUGCCAGGUCCCAUGGACUGCCCAGAGGCGCUGUACCAUCUAAUGAUGGACUGCUGGCAGCGUGAACGCACCAACCGCCCUAAGUUUGAUGAGAUUGUUUGUCUUCUUGACAAACUUAUUCGCAACCCCAGCUCUUUAAAAAAGUUGGUGAACUCAUCUCACAGAGUUUCCAACUUGUUAGUGGAGCAUGCCAGUGCAGAGGGGGACUGCAGCGCUCGAACAAAGUCGGUUGGAGAGUGGCUCGACUCCAUCAAGAUGGGCCGCUACACAGAACUCUUCGUGGAGGGAGGAUACUCCUCGCUGGAAAUGGUGACUCAGAUGACAUCAGAGGAUCUGAGAAGAGUAGGAGUGAACUUGGCUGGACACCAGAAAAAAAUUAUCACAAGUAUUCAGGAGAUGAGAGUCCACAUGAACAACACCAACUCUCCUGUAAACAUCUGAUGCAUAUGUACACGCAUGUAAACACAUCUAAACAUUCAUACGUGCUCUGACCUAAAAACAAGAAGGAAAAAAACAAGAAAUGGACCUAGCAUGUUAUCAAAGAAUUGUUGGACCUAGAACGGCUAAGCACUUUCUGCAGAUGAGGGAACCCAGUGUUUUACGGAUCUGCACCUGAUGAUCUGCAUUUUCAUGGUUUUUUGUGCGUGGAGCUUGCCUGCGGUGUCUCUGGAGACGUAUGACAUUGCUGCUCUGAAACCAAACUGAACUGGACUGUGUGGUGCUAAAUGGAUGAUUGAGAAGGCUGAAAUAAAGUGAGUUUAAGGGAUGCUUUUCAUUGGAAUGAUCCCAAUUUUGUAAAUUUUAGGAAAUCUUGUAUUGCUUGCACUCUUUGGACUCUCAGAUCAAAUGUAAAACAAAGAUAAGACCUACCCCCUUUUUUGGAUGUAAAAGGAGUUUCAUACUGCGGGCUCUAAUGGAACUUUUUUAACCUGUCUCAGGUGAGCCUGUCUGGUCCUGAACAGAACUGGCUUGUUUGAUAGUCAUUUUCUGAGGAAGUAUUCACCCUUAAGGAGUCACUGAAUCAAAUACGGAACAUUCUCAGGCAGGGUGAUCACAACAGGCUAAGAGCAAAAUAUCCGUAUGCGUCAACCUCUACGUUGAUGUGCUUUGGUGUUUGUUUCUCUCUUGCUAGUAGAUUGUUUCGCCACUAAACUGUAGCUACUUUUCGACUAAACGAGUCAUGGAACAUCUGGAUAUCAUGUACACUGUCUUAUUUUAACAAACUUCAAAGUAUUGCAAGACAGUUUAAAAACAGGCCUUUUUUGUUUAUUAAUGACACAUUUUACAACUGGUUAUUGUUGAGGCUAUUAUGGAGGCCACACAUGAGAUAGAUUUUAGGCAUUAAGAUUUUAUGGUUGAAUGUAAAACUCUGGUAGAAUGUGACAGCAACCAUUCUGGUCCUUAAAAUGAAGCCAGAGAAUGUAAAACAUCCAUCUGGCCACCCUUAAAGGUAUCCCCAAUAAAGCUUAUAGGAGUUUCUACAGAAAUGACUCACAAUUAAUUUAUCAACCUGUUUGCUUUACGUACAUUUUUGAAGGAAAUUCAUUGGAAGUUCAGUUGGUCCUGGGGAAACCUUGCUGUCUCUCAGAUUCUGGAUGAUCCCCUUUUUUGGGAGAGAAUCUCAUGGGAUGAUUUGUUGGUAAUCUAACAGAACCCACCGAAUGAACUCAUAGCAGCCUUCAUCAGUCAGGUCACAUCGUCAUCUUCACUGGGCCUUCAGUUUUAAAUAACAACAACCUUCAGGUAUCACAGAAAACCCUCAGCAAUCCAUUGAGUUCACCAUGCUACAGAAAACCUCCUGUAGCCAUGUGAACUGCACCACAAUAAACCUCACUCUGAUAGGACUUCUGGGAAAACAGGAAGGCAAUAUUGAUUAACAUGGAAAUCAUUUAUUUAUUUAUAUUUGUUUGAAAAAAAGGCAAAAAUAAUGUGGACAUUUUCUGUUUUGUUAUAGUACUCUCUCUUGGACUACUCGAGCAGCUCAGCCUAUAUGUCUCAUGUAAAUAAUGUACUAUGUAUUCCAAGCUGGGAGCAUUGUUUUUUUGUCUAUCAUACAGAUAUGUAUUAUAUUGAUAUUGAGCAUUCAUUUCAGAGUAGUAAACUUAGGUAAACGGUGACAAAUAUUCUAAAUCUGCAUUUCUUCCACUUGAUUACCUGACCCCUAGGUGGGGGCAACCAGCACAUUUGGUACCAUGUAAGGGGUCCCCAAAAUAAGUGGGGGGGAAAGCAGAUAUCCAUUUUAUGUUGUUGGUGAUUGUGUUGACUUUAAAGUUGUGGUGCAGGACAGAAGACUAGUUUCACUGACUCUCGAUGAGAUGGUUAACUAUGCUCUGCCUCGAUGUAAUAAGUCUGCACAUGGACUGAUGAGAGCUUCUCUUCUUCUUGUAUGGUUUAAAGGUAAACAAUGAUGUCAGUAAUCACGCCUGUGCUUUUCUUUUCUCUGGUAUGAAGUCAUUUCAAUAAUUUAUUGCUAAAAUUUGACCCAAUGACAGCUGUGUCCACAUAUGCAGCGUGUUCUGACAUUAUACAUAUGUUUGCAGAUACUUUAUUUAAAUGUAUGCCUGUAAACUGUUGUUCUGGGACAUAAUUAUAACACAAGAGAUUAUAAAGAGUUCUUUGAUAGGUGGCGUCACUUCACUAUAUGAAAAGCACACAAGAGGAAUGUAUGGUUUAGAGGGGGAUUUGCAUGUCGAGGAGCAUGUUUGUCUUUAAAACUCAAACCCGUGCUAGCAGGUCAACAAGAGUCACUUACAGGUGUUUUCUUGCUCCGAUUACUCUCUAACCUGCUGUAAAUAUUUUAUACGGUUGAUUGGUUUAAGUACAAUUGAUCACAUCCAAAAUUCUAUAAGGGUUUGCACUUUCAAGACUGAAAAUGUUCUGAGGACAAGUUUCUUUUCUAAGAUCUGCAUUAGUCUCUUUAGUCUGCAUUUAUAAUUUGGGAUUUGAAUCAGGAGAAGAAAUGUGGUUUUCAUCCUGGUCGUGGAACACUGGACCAGCUCUAUAUCCUUAAGGGGUCCUGGGUGGUGCGUGGGAGUUUGGCCAACCAGUCUACAUGUGUUUUGUGGAUUUGGAGAAGGCGUUUGACCACAUCCCUCGGGGGGCCCUGUGGGGGGUACUCUAGGAGUAUGGGGUACCAGGCCCCUUGAUACGGGCUGUUAGGUCACUGUACAACCGGUGUCAGAGCUUGGUCCGCAUUUCCGUCAGUAAGUCAGGCUCCACCGAGGCUGCCCUUUGUCACGAUUCUGUUCAUAACUUAUAUGGACAGGAUUUCUAGGUGCAGCCAAUGUGGUGAGGGGAUCUGUUUUGGUGGCCUAAGGAGUGAGUCUCUGCUAUUUGCAGAUGAUGUGGCUUCAUCAGAACGUGAUCUCCAGCUUUUGCUGGAGUGGUUCGCAGUGUGAAAUUCAAGUGUGAAGCAGCUGGGACGAGAAUCAGCUCCUCUGAAUCCAAGGCCAUGGUCUUGAGUUGGAAAAAGGGUAAAAUGCCUUCUCCAUGUCUGGGACAAGGUCCUGCCCCAAGUGGAGGAGUUUAAGUUUCUCAGGGUCUUGUUCAUGAGCGAGGGAAAGAUGGAUCAGGAGAUUGACGGCGGAUUGGUGCUGCGUCUGCAGUGAUGUGGGCAUUGUACCGAUCUGUCAUGGUGAAGAGAGAUCUGAGCCGGACGGCAAAGCUCUCGAUUUACCUGUCGAUCUACGUUACUACCCUCAUAUUUGGUCAUGAGCUUUUGGGGAUUGCCCGAAAGAACGAGAACUCGAAUCUAAGCGGCCCAAAUUAGUUUUCUCUGCGGGGUGUCUUGGCUGUCCCUUAGAGAUGGGGUGAGAAGUUUAGUCAUCUGGGAGGAGCUCAGAUAUAGACCUACUGCUUCUCCACAUUGAGAGGAGCCAGUAGAGGUGGCUCAGGCAUCUGGUUAGAAUGCCUCCCUGGUGAAGUUUUCUGGACAUGUCCAACCAGGAGGACACCCAAAGGAAGACCCAGGACACAAUGGAGGGACUAUGUCUCUCAGCUGGCCAGGGACUGCCUUACAUUUCCCCCGCAGGAGCUGGCCCAAGUGGCUGGAGAGAGGGAAGUCUGGGCCUCUGCUUAGGCUGCUGCCCCCACGACCCAACUCCAGAUACACGGACCAGAAUGGAUGGAUGCUAUAUUGUACUUUUAACUAUAAAGAAAACAAAAGCAUUUAAACAUCUGUUUUGUGUCUUUGUUUUUAAACCAAUGAAUGGGUUUUCUACAAUUUUUUUAGAUGUCAGUAGUAAGUUAGUACUUAGUUAAUGGUAUUAGUAAAAGUGCAACAAAUGCAGUAAACCCAGACAUGUAGACUAAUGUGGCUAUGCAGAUUGACUUCAUGUUGCAGAGGGGUAAGAGGAAAACCUGUAUGUUCAGAAAAUGAAAUAGCUGUUGGGUGCUUCAGUUAAUAACCAGCAAGUUUCCAGUAUGUAAGGUAUGUCAAUUUCACAAUCAGCUGUUGGACAACCAACCUUUCCCAUUUGAUUUCCAACUAUAAAACCUAUGUGUGGGGCAUGGACAAUUGGUGAUUAAUAUACUCUUAUAAGUGCCUCGCCUCCUGUAAGCACCGUUGUUUCCUUUCCUGUUAAUCGCCCUAAUUGUGCUCCAACUUUCUAAAUACACUCUGCCAACAAUGUCUACAGGCAAUAAGAAGAAUGUCAGACAAUGUGUAUGUUGGAACUAGUUUAAUUUGCACUUUACGAGGAAUUUGUAACUCUUUUGUUUGACUAAAAUUUUCUAGGUGACUUGCUUUUUGUUUUUGUUUUGUUUUAUUAUUUACAAUGUACUAAUUGUGUUUCUUGAUGCAGGUUAUAUUACUUUAUAUUGUCAAUGCUUCCCUUGUCAUAUAAUUUGACAGCCAAGCACAAAGAGUUGGUAAUAUUUUUGAGACAAUUAAAGCUAUGUAAGCGUUGAUGUUUUCUUGUGUAUGGCACAACGUCACACCUUCAGGAUGUAAACACAGGGUUUGGCAGGCAUCUGAUGGGGCAGAAGAAUAAACCCAGACUUGUUUUAUCAUUUCAUUUUUGUGAAAUGAUCCACAUAGAUGUCAACAAACAUCUGAUAGUUUGUCCUUGUAUCUGGAAAUGGAGAAUUGCUCUACCACUGUUAAGUGGAAAAAUGUAAAACAGGUAUUGACAUUGCCAGUAUGCACAGUUCAGCUCUGAAAUAUAUCCUGGGGGAUUUAUUCUUAGCAGCUGGCAUUAUGAUUUCUGCUAUUUGAUUGUGAAUGGUGAAAAAAUGUCCCUAACCAAGCAGCAUGUUCUAUUUAUUUUUGUCAUUUUUCAAAUCAAACUAUUGGAUUUUUUAAGAGCCCCAGUUUGAAGUGUUUUAUACCUUUUUCACAAAGACAGUAAACCCCUAUGCAGCACAUCAACUGGUUUCCUCUGUAACUGAGGCAGGGCUGGUUUAAAAAAAACCACUUAACUCUGAUUUCUACAACUAUUUCCGACCUUAAAAUGUUUCAUGCCAACACUAUUAUUCAUCAUGUCACCAAGUAAGUUUUUAUCUCAAACAAGAGCAGCUGUCUCCAGUGCUGCCUGGGGCACUUCCUGUAGGACUAUAAUUAAACUUCAGCUUGAUUAACCAUGUAUCGGGAAAUAAACAUUAAUGCGAAAACUCACAAAAUGUAAUUUACAUGAAUCGCUGUGAUGGUUUUGUUUUCAGAUGACAGCAAUCCAUUUUCUGUCAGCUUGUCACUCUGGUCACGCUUCCUCAGUCUUGAUAAACCAACUUCUUACUGAACCUUUAAUUUUAACAGAUUGCAAAAAUAUAUAUAGUUUUUGUUAAAUUAUUCUAAAGUGAAUUCACCUAGAGUGUAAUCCUAGCUACGGGUGGGUUUUGAUCUGUUGUUUUAGACAUUUACCCUUUUUUUGAUUCUGAAUAGCAACUGUUUCAGACAGAAAGGCUUGAAAUAAACUUUCAGACAAAGAUCCAUGCUUCAGUCAAUAACUUAAAGUUUUCAGUCUGCAGUACCUAAUGUAUUAUGAGGAAAAACAAAUACUUAUUACAUGCAUCAAUGAUUGGGUUCGUAUAAUCAAAAGAUUGCACUAACAUCCUAAAAGUUUUUAAGACACAAGAACAUCCUAGAAAUCUGUUUUUUGUGAGUGAGGUUUUAUCAAGGGGGGUUGGUAGCAGAACCAAUUUUCUCCUGCUGCUGGUUUCAUAAUGGUUUCACCAGCUAACCAAAUAUCCCCACUGUUAAAUAAAAAUAAUCCAGUUGGUUUUGUUGAUCAGACGAGAAGUAAACAAACCCAUUGUGUCUCUUGGAUGAGCUUGAUCUGUCUCUUUUGCUGGCCUUUUAUUAUGAAAACAUUUGAGAUUUGAGAGAAUUGUAGUAUGUUGUGCCAUAUGACAAACAAUAAUGCAGGUGGGGCAAAACUUGAAAAUGAAUCAGUUCUUAUGCUUGUUGGGUAACACUGAGGCUUUUGGUUGAUCUCCACAUUUGCAGUAAAAGAAAAUAGGCUAUGUUCUAAAGAUCCACCCACUUCUCAAACACAAUGAUCAGGAAGUGGAAAAUGGAUGCAUUCUUUGUGUUCAUGCAUCUCUUCAUAGGGGCAAAUGUGCAACUUUCCAAUAGAAAGUGUACAAAAUCUGGUCUUUCCUUAUUUACAGUAAGUCAUUCCAGAUAACUAUCAGUACACCACUUAUCAAGAUUUUAAAUAAUUAACUGUUGUGAUUCAUUGAAAGCACAGUGAAAAAUACUUGGCUAUUAUGUGCUAUUGGUUUGUCUUUGAAAUUGUUGUGUAUUAGGUUUGUGCUGAUGUUUUUGUAGUGUCUUUUUCAAAGACUAUAUUUUUGUAAUAAAGGUUGGAAAACA